UGGCCGCCGGCUGAGAAAUCUUGGGUUUUAGGAAUUAUAAUCUCAGAAUGAAGAGGAAUUCCACGCUCGUUACGCCGUCGCCGUUGCAGGCGCUAUACCUGCCAGAGGAGGUCAACUUCUGGACGAUGGCGAUCGUGGCGGUGGGCACGGGCUUCAUCCUCAUCGUCGCCGUCUCCAUCUACCUCAUCUGCCAGACGCGGCUGGAGCGGCCCCUCCCGGUGCGGCACCACAGGACGGUGCGGCACAUCAGCCAGGGCCCUGACGCCGUUCCCCUGGCGCGCCCCUUCGCCAGCGACCUGAAGGAGGGCGAGUUCCACGCCUCCUCGUUCGACCUGCGCCCCUCCUCGUAG
Molecule: messenger RNA, 350 nt
Organism: Penaeus indicus
Lineage: Eukaryota; Metazoa; Arthropoda; Malacostraca; Decapoda; Penaeidae
Exons: 3
Coding region: 48-350 (100 amino acids)
Source: RefSeq, a predicted model, not a curated record